CGCGGCGGGAGGGGAGGCGAUGGGAGGGAAGUGUCAGCACUGACACCUUAACCCUUGGUUAACCAGAGAGGGCCCGUUGGGGGCCGCUUGCGCGCACGGCUCCUCCCGUCGAUGGAUGCCUCGAAUGUCCGAGCAGAGCAGGGGCUGGCGUGCGGGGCCACCGGCUCCUCGGAGCGCAGCAGCAGCAGGUUCCUCCUGCUCGAGCGCGGCACGCAGUAACGAAGAAGAAGAUGGAAUUUGGCGAGGAAUAAUGUGCAGGCGAGCAGGGGAUUGGGGUGUGAAUGUGGAGAAGAGAAAUUCGUUGUUUUCAUAGGCUUAUCUCCCGCGCACGGCGGUGGCACAGGGGGUGGAAGGCUGGCUCGAGGACAGGAAAGUGGCGAAAAGACAGAAUUUCUUUUGGACGAAGAUGAUGGCGUCUACGCCGGAUGAGUCUUGCAGUCGGGGUUUAGAAAUGGAAGCGAUGGCGAGCGAGGACGAUGUCGUGCACCGAGCGGCCGGUCUCGUGAUGGACGCCAUGGCGAGCGAGGAUGAUGUAGGGAUUUGUGCCCAGCCGGAGUUCGUCAAGAAUCACGACAGGAUCAGGCUCGACCUCGGCAGCGCGAGAGAGCGUGGAGAUGCGGAGAUGGCGUCCACUCCCAACGAGUCUUGCAGCCAGGGUUUAGCCGUUGAUGGUAUGGCCAGUGAGGAUGAUGUGCACAGCCAGGGGUUAGGAAUGGAUCCCAUGGGCAGUGACGACGAUGUGGGUCUGGGACGCGAGCCCCAUGUCCUGGCCGAGCAGAAGCACAAGAAACCCAAGCUGGACCCAGAGGGUGGAAAAGUCAAGGACAGAGAGGAAUGGAGCGACGGAGCAAUUUCCAGCCUGCUCGAUGCGUAUGAAGAGAAAUACACGAAACUCGAUCGCGGACAUCUGAAAGGCAGAGACUGGGAAGAGGUUUCUUCCGUCGUGAAUGGAAGAUGCGGGGCUCAGAAGACAGCCAAGGGUGUCAUGAAUUGCAAGUACAAGAUGGACACACUCAAGAGACGCUACAAGGUCGAGAAGGAUAAAAAACGAUCCUCAGGCUCCAUGAAGAGCCGGUGGCCCUGGUACGCCCGAAUGGAGCAACUGGUAGAGCAAGGAGGCGACAAGAUGGUAGCUGCCGAGGGCUCGUCCGCGGAAGACGAGGACCAUCUUCAUCCAGGGACCAGCGACUUGCCCUCGGCGGAAGCGAAACCGAAGGUGUCGCAGUUACUAGGAUUUCCCUCUCCAGCGGUUAAGCGUCCCUACAGAAAGAGGGCAAUUGAAAGAGGCAUCAGUAGAGCUUUGAGCAGGAGCGUUAGAUAUGAACAUACGGUCGCUGGUAUUAAGCUGGAUCCACGUACUAUGACCCAAGGUGAAAGGGAGUCUUAUGAGCUGUUUGACUUGGGAGACUUUCCAUUGAACGAGGGUGCAACGCUUAGAGGAGCAAAGCUUGCUUAUAAAACCUGGGGCUCACUUAAUGAAGACUCUAGUAACGCCAUACUUUAUCCCACAUGGUAUUCUGGUAGGCACUGGGAGAAUGAUUGGUUGAUUGGACCUACGAUGACUUUGGACCCGUCAAAAUAUUUCAUUAUAGUUCCGAAUAUGUUUGGCAACGGUUUAUCAACAUCACCAAGCAAUUGUUCUCCUCCUUACAAUCAAGCCCGUUUUCCAAAGGUUACGGUUGAAGACAACGUCAGAGCUCAAUAUAAGUUGGUGGUGGAAAAGUUUGGAAUUAGAAGACUGAAAUUGGUAUUAGGAUGGGCGAUGGGUGCCGGACAAACUUUCCAAUGGGCAGUCAGCUAUCCUGAUAUGAUGGAGCGCAUCCUUCCUUUCUGUGGUUCUGCUCGAACUAGCCCUCACAGUGUUGUUAUGCUCGAAGGAGUCAAAGCAGCGUUGACGGCUGACAUUGGUUUCCAGGAUGGUUGGUACAAAGAAAUUCCAUCGAAAGGUUUGAGAGCUGCUGCAAGAGUUUAUGCAGGUUGGGGAUUCUCACAAGCAUUCUACUGGAAUGAGCUGUGGAGAGAUAUGGGCUACACCAGUCUCGAAGACUGCCUUAUUGGAUAUUGGGAAGGAUUUUUCCUGGACAGAAGAGACCCAAACAACUUGCUCACUAUGCUAUGGACUUGGGCAAAUGGUAACGUUGGCCUUACGCCAGGAUUUGACGGAAACUUGGAGAAGGCAUUGGCUUCAAUUAAAGCCAAGGCCAUUGUAAUCUCAGCAGAAAGGGACCUGUACUUUCCCCCACAAGAUGAGGCAUACGAAGUGAAGUUUAUACCGAAUGCAGAGUUCCGAGUGAUGCCUGGCUUAUGGGGCCAUUUCGCUGGGGCUGGUAUCAAUCCUAUAGACACGAAGUAUAUCGAUCAAGUUAUACGCGAGCUUUUAGCCACGUAGCUUGUACUUGUAUUGUAGUUUUCAUAUCAAUUUGGAUGAGUCCAACUGGAGUCUGUUAAGCUUAGGAAUUAAAAUCAAGUUCUCAUUCCGUCGUUCAGCAAGGGUGCGGUAUUGUUGCUCGCCACCCUUUUCUAAGUCAUCGUUCAGCAAGGGUGCGGUAUCGUUGCUCGCCACCCUUUUCUAAGUCACACCUUCUCCUCACCUCGUGUGGAGAGUCCUUGUACAUUUUCAAUCUAGUCAAGUUCUUAAAGUAGGGAGAGUACAUACGCUGUCGUAGUCUCCUUACUUCAAGAAGCUGGAGAAGGAGCAAUUUAAACUGUCUGAACUAGCGACAUUGGAGCCCUUCGAGCAUGACCAUGCCUUUUGUGUGGUUAGUGACUAUAAUUAGGAAUGAUAGCGUAUGGGCAGAUGUUGUUAGAAAGCUUCAGCAACUACCGUAGCGUCCCUUUUUGGGGAUAGUGUUUACUCUGUAAUAUUCGUAAUUACCAUUACUCUUGGAAUACAAAAUGCAUGCAUCGAC
This is a messenger RNA of Marchantia polymorpha subsp. ruderalis, 2909 nucleotides long. Lineage: Eukaryota; Viridiplantae; Streptophyta; Marchantiopsida; Marchantiales; Marchantiaceae. The record is from the annotation of a GenBank genome assembly.